Molecule: messenger RNA, 5101 nt
Organism: Cherax quadricarinatus
Lineage: Eukaryota; Metazoa; Arthropoda; Malacostraca; Decapoda; Parastacidae
Product: proton myo-inositol cotransporter
Biological process (GO): myo-inositol transport; transmembrane transport
Cellular component (GO): apical plasma membrane
Molecular function (GO): myo-inositol:proton symporter activity
Source: RefSeq, a predicted model, not a curated record
GAUGUACACUUCUGCUAGGCAGAAGUAACAUCUGGCAAUUCAGACAUAGUAAACAUAGGAGUAAAGACUAUUUUCAUGACUAAAUUAACGCAGCUUGUAACGAUGAUAGUGAUUGGUUGACAAAAUUAGUUGCUGGUACUUUCUGCACAUUUAUUUAAAAGUAGACUUAUGAAUGCAGAUAUGAAUUAAUUACUGUUCAUAUAUUCAAUAUUAUAAAACCAUAAAAAUUAUUUAAAAGGUGACUGAAUAUAUUGAAAGGAAAGUGUUAUGAUGACAGGUCCAUAACCGCCGUACAUCAGUCAUAUCUACUCGCGUGAAGCAUCAUUUUGAGGGACGAGUUGGGUGAAUGUGUGAGGCAUGGUCCGUGUAAUAUCUUAUAGAAUACAGUGGAACCUUGGUAUGCAGCCUUAAUUCAUUCCAGAAGGCUGUUCGAGUGCCUCUCUGAGUAUCAAACAAGCUCUUCCCAACCAAUUUUCUGUUUGGUUGGCUGUUAUCACUAAUUGUCGUAGGCCCCAUGGUGACUUAUUUAUACAAAUAAUACAAAAAAAAAAAUGUGAAGAAACACAAAAUAGUUUACAGUGAAGUUUGGCCGAGUGCUGAGCCUUGUUCGAGUAGGGAGCUGGCCGUAUACCGAGGUUCCAUUGUAUUGGUAAUUUAUAUAACUAUUGUUUUAACACAUUGGCUGUCUCCCACUGAGGCAGGGGAACCCAGAAAAAAGAAACACUUUCACAAUCAAUUGCAGUAUCACUCUUUCCAGAAGAGCACAGAUACGUUUGACAGUUCAGAUGUCCUUCCAAACAGCAAAUAUCCCAAACCCCUCCUUUAGAGUGCAGGCACUGUACUUCCCACCUCCAGGACUCAAGUCUGGCUAACCAGUUUCCCUGAAUUCCUUCACAAAAUGUUACCUUGCUCAUACUCCAACAGCUCAUCAAGUUCCAAAACCUAUUUGCUUCUAUUCACUUCUAAUGUGCUCACAUCUGCUGCUGUGAUAAAAGAGAUAAAUGUGUAUUUAUAGCCUAUCUGCUGCUCUCUGCGGUGGUUCAUGUAAUCAGUGACAAAGAUAAUGAAUGAAUGAUUUGUAGCUUGAUCACUCCAUCACAGCCUUGACCACUGACAGUGUCAUGAUGGUACUAAAGACUCUUCCAAGUUCCAAACUUAUCUAACUAACACCAAGCCUUCCCUCAACAUAUAUAAGUGGAAGUGAUGGGAGAACGUUCCACCAAAAAUGCAGACACAACUUUUCCCAAGGCAAUUUACCUGUUGGCAGUUUUUGGUGCCAUAGGUGGCUUUCUCUUUGGCUAUGACACCGGUGUUGUGUCAGGUGCUAUGAUCCUUGUUAGGGAAGAGUUCAAGUUGAGCACAGUAUGGCAUGAAGUUAUUGUUUCUGCUACUAUUGCAGCAGCCUGGCUCUCAGCACUGAUUGCUGGGCCUGCUACAGAUAAGUUUGGUCGUCGCCCUGUGAUUCUGACUGCCAGUGUAGUGUUUGCUGUUGGAGCGGUUGUUAUGGGGGCUGCACAAGACAAGAUAAUGCUUCUGAUUGGUAGAAUUAUUGUUGGUAUUGGCAUUGGUUUUGCUUCAAUGUCCGUACCAGUGUACUUAAGUGAAUCAUCACCAGUGGAGCUACGAGGGCGUAUUACUGUCACCAACACACUGUUCAUCACAGGUGGACAAGCUGUUGCCAGUGUAAUUUGUGGCGCAUUUUCCAGCGUUCCUGAGGGAUGGAGGUACAUGCUGGGUCUUGCUGGGCUGCCAGCUGUAGUACAACUUACAGGCUUUUCUUUCUUACCUGAAAGUCCUCGUUGGCUGGUUGCUCAAGGCAGGAUACAGGAUGCUUACGGAGUGCUACAAAAGCUUCGAUAUGAAGGCGCAGACCUUGACACAGAGUUGAGUGCCAUAAAAGCUGCUGUUUGUGACACCUCUGAUGAAGGAGGAAUAGGACAAAUACUGAAGUCACGACCUGUACGUCAUGCAUUGCUGCUUGGUUGUCUUCUUCAGCUCUUCCAGCAGAUCUCUGGUAUCAAUACUGUCAUGUACUACAGUGCUUCUAUAAUCACAAUGGCAGGUGUAACAGAUAAAACUCUUGCUAUUUGGCUAGCUGCAGCUACAUCAUCAAUGAACUUUCUUGGCACAUUCAUCGGUCUUUAUCUCGUCGAGCGCCUUGGUCGUCGACUGCUAACAUUAGGGUCACUGUUUGGGACACUGGUAUCCUUACUUGUGUUGGCUUUGAGUUUCCAGAUGGCUUACAUCUACAGUCCAACAGUCUCAAUGCCAGAGACUGAUCCAAUCUGCCAGGCUGAGAAUUGUGGUGUGUGUACCAGCAAAUCUGCCUGUGGUUUCUGCUUUCUAGAUGAUGACUUCAACACCACUGACUCUUUCUGUCUUGCUGCUAAUCAUACAUCCUACAAUGAGAUGAGUGUAUCAGGACUGUGUGCAAAUUCUUCACUGCUGGACUCUGGCACCGUGACCUUCGCUUAUGAUUGGUGCCCCUUCGCAUAUGCAUGGGUCUCCUUGAUGGGACUUGCCCUCUACCUCUUAUGUUUCUCUCCAGGUAUGGGACCAAUGCCAUGGACCAUCAAUAGUGAAAUUUACCCUGGGUGGGCUCGAUCAACCUGUGUCAGUAUUACCACAGCUGUCAACUGGGCUUCAAACCUUCUGGUGUCUCUCACUUUUCUCACACUCACAGAAGUUCUACUCAAGCAUGGUGCAUUCUACUUGUACAUGGGGCUUGCUGGACUUGGUUUUAUGAUUUUCUUCCUCCUGCUGCCUGAGACUCGGGGUGUGCCAUUAGAAGAUAUAGGAAAAUUAUUUUCUGGGUCAAUCUUCCAUAUAUCAAGGAGAGUUUAAUUAACAUAUAGACACAACAGCUUUUCUGAAGCUUAUUUCUUAGGGGAUUAAAUUGUGUAAGUUAUGCUUUUCUCUUCAGUAUGAAAACGUAUAAAUAACAUCUCCAUUAUAUUUUCUUACAUUCUUAAAGUUUCAUUAUAUAUUACUGUACCUUUUGACAUUUAGGUACAUAAGAUUUUUAUAUAUUGAGGGCAUGAAAGCUCAUGUCUAAACCAAUUUUAUAUUUCUUCCACAUGGGAAUUACCAUAAUCAAGCUGUUAGUUUUCAUGGCUGUGAUAUUUACAUUGAUAUACUAAGACUGGAAUAACCAAAGAAACUUGAAUUGACACAGACUAGGACAUUGUAUAAAAAUCAUGUGUAAUACACUAUAUCCUGUACAUUAUACAUAAACCCUCAGUUUAAUGAAUUAAUAGGGAGGGGGGAGAUAGGUUGCUGCUAAUGCCAAUUUUCUAUUGAAUGCAAAUGAUAAGAUUGUUUUUUGUAACUAUAAUGGACAAUUCUGAAUUUAACCCGUAAACGAUCCAAACAUAUAUAUAUACGUUUUUUCAACAUUUGAAAGUAUGUAAAAAAAGUAGAUAUUUUUUUUCUUUUUACAUUUGAAAAUGUGUAAAAAACUUUGAUCUACUUUUUUUUUUUAUGUUUGAAAAUAUGUAAAAAAAAACGUAGAUCUACUUUUGGAGCACUACACAUGUGAACGUAGAUCUGCUUGGACCGUUUACGGCUUAAUGAACUUUGCCUACUGUAUACAAAUAUUAUUCUGCCACAGAUUUUUGUCCAUUUGGUCUUAAAUCCAUUAUAUCAGGGGUCCAUUAAGUUGAGGUUUCAAUGUAUUUCUGUGCAAAAUUAAGAUUUUUUUUAAUAUAUUGUGCUUUAAGGUUGUUUAAGAUAAGACAUGUUUGCAAAAAAAGAUAAUUUAUUGAGAAAAUAUUUUCACCUGUUAAGACUUUUAUCAAGUCAUACAGAGGAUACAAAUUGCACAUAUAUGUACAAAUGUGUACUGGCAGGAGAGGAGGUGAGGUGAAGAAUUGUGGGUCUGUAGAGUACCACAGGAAGUAGACUGAACUACCAUGUUGAAAUGCUGGCAGGCUCCUGGAUGAUGUUUAUUCCUGCACAGUUUUAUUUCCAAGAAUGUCCCUGUUAAUAUCAUGUGUGUCAGUGGUUUGGUGUACUGUAUAGGUAUGACAGGCUCCAAGAGAGAUACAGAUAUGUCUGUCACAGUCAUCAUUGUCAUCAACUUAUCCAACAAGGGUAUGUUCACAUAUAUGAAUGAUGGUAACCUACCUGGAAGUAGCUUACUCUUGGAAUCUUUCAUACAUAAAAUUCCCACUUGCCAAGCCACCAGCACAUGCUAUACUACAAGGCCCUUCUUGGCAAUAAAGUUAACACACAAUUUAGAAAAUGGACAGAUUGUCAACAUAAAAUAAUGAUUCCUAACUAGUCAUAAGUUUGCCUGUGAUACUCCAAUAUAGAAACUAUGUAUUGUACCAAAACAAAAGCAUUUACAUUGCUAAACUCACAAACUAGUAUUUGUCACUUAGCAUUUAGUCACUUAGUAUUUAGUCAACUUACUCCACAAUUUGUUAUAAUUUAGGGUUAAGAAUUAAUCUAAGUUUGCCCGAAAUGCCUAGCCAUGCUAGGUGUUCUAGUGGCCCCCUCUGUAAUUAGUAAUUUACUACAUGUAAACCACACAAUAACCAAAAUCUGUAAACCCUGCAUUGUAAUCCUUAUAGAGAAUAAACUUUGAUUUGAUUUGAUAGUUGUCCAGUGUACCUCCUGGAGUAUGUCACUGACCAACAAGUUAUCAUUUUUCAACAAUUUCACCCACCUCACAUCCUACCAGUAUACAGUAGGGCCCCACUUAUACGGCGGGUUAGGUUCCAGGCUGUUGCCGGAAAGCAGACAUCGCCGGAAGGCAGAAUGCCAUUUUUUUCCACUUAUAAAUGCAUAUAAAUGCCAGACAACAAGUUUACACUAAAUUAUAUUAAGUUAGUAAUAGAACUAGGCAUUAAAAACACACAAAGUAAAAUACAUUCACAGUACAUUCAUUACUUAUCUUAAAGUAUUUGUAAUCUUAAUGUAGGGAGAGAGGUGAGUAGUACUUAUUUGUAGGAAGUCAGGUGCAGGUAGCCCAGAUGUAGGUAGCCCUGGCUCCCCAUCUCAUAUUUAAUAUACGAUAUUUAAAACAUCCCAGAGAGAUAAAAUACUCAUACAGUACAUACACUCAUUAUUUACCUUAAAAUAUGUUUUUUUUUUUUUU